Molecule: messenger RNA, 949 nt
Organism: Salvia splendens (bonfire salvia)
Lineage: Eukaryota; Viridiplantae; Streptophyta; Magnoliopsida; Lamiales; Lamiaceae
Product: PRA1 family protein B3
Exons: 1
Coding region: 80-709 (209 amino acids)
Biological process (GO): vesicle-mediated transport
Cellular component (GO): endoplasmic reticulum; Golgi apparatus
Source: RefSeq, a predicted model, not a curated record
UAUAUUUUCUCUCACUCGUCUCUGAAAUAAAACCCUCUCCGAAAUUUUCUCUCUCUAAAUCGGAGCAAACCAAUCAGCCAUGGCCGCCGCACCGACUCUCCCGAUCUCCAACUCCUCCUCCGAAUCCCAGCCCCCCAUCGCCACUCCCGCGUUCCGCGCCUUCCUUGCCCGCCUCAGCACCUCCGUCCGCAGCGGCCUCGCUCAGCGCCGCCCCUGGCUGGAGCUCGUCGACCGAUCCGCCUUCAACCGCCCCGACACCAUCGCCGAGGCCGCCUCCCGCAUCCGCAAAAACUUCAACUACUUCCGCGUCAACUACAUUUCUCUCAUCUCCCUCUCCCUCGCCUUCUCGCUCCUCUCUCAUCCUUUCUCUCUCCUCGUCCUGCUCUCGCUCCUCGCCGCCUGGCUCUUCCUCUACCUCUUCCGCCCCUCCGACCAGCCGCUGGUGGUCGGCGGCCGCACCUUCUCCGAUCGCGAGGUGUUAGGGAUCCUCGUGGUGUCUACCAUAGUUGUGGUGUUCCUCACCAGCGUUGGAUCGGUGCUCAUAUCCGCCUUGCUGGUUGGCCUCGCCGUGGUCUGCACGCACGGCGCGUUCCGUAUGCCUGAGGAUCUGUUUUUGGAUGAGCAGGAGCCGAUUAGCACGGGAUUCAUGUCGUUUCUAGGUGGCGCCGCCUCAUCCGCGGCUGUGCCAGCUGCUGCCGCGCGCGUGUGAUUGGAUCUGACCGGAUCUGAUCUGUAGUAUUACUCGAUCCAGAAGGUACGCGAUUGUAGUUAGGGUGCUCGAAUUCAAUUGGAUUUUGGUUCGCCUGAAUUGUAUUAUUUGCCCCCUCAAUAGCCCUAGAGGAUUUAUGCUCUAUUUUGGAUUUUAUUUUUUUAUUUUCUCUUUAUACAAGAUCUAAAUUGUAAGAUAACAUUCUUCAGUCUCCUGCAAAAUUGAUGCCGUUUCUGUGUA